Lotus japonicus is the source of this 2302-nucleotide messenger RNA. Its product is annotated as protein GRAVITROPIC IN THE LIGHT 1. The transcript has a single exon. Gene Ontology annotation, biological process: negative gravitropism; response to red or far red light. Bases 240 to 1814 code for a protein of 524 amino acids. The record is from RefSeq and is a predicted model, not a curated record. Lineage: Eukaryota; Viridiplantae; Streptophyta; Magnoliopsida; Fabales; Fabaceae.
AAAAGAAGAAAACAACCAAACCCCACAUGGCCUUCCUUACAAGACAUCCAAAGCACAUUCUCAGCACCAACUACACAAACACUACAAUUCAAUACUAGUAGAGCACCAAGCACACUUCAAUUCAAUUCAAUUCAAUUCAAUUCAAUUCAAUUCAAUCUUUCUCUCUCUCUCUCUAGAAACCUCUUUACUUCUUGAUCCAACCUUGGAAUCUCCAAACAAUAACAAAAGCAAAACCAGCUAUGCCAGAAAUGGAUCCCAACAAACCCCCUCAGAUCUCCGAAAUGUUCCAGAAAUUCGCCCUCGCUUUCAAAACCAAAACCUUCGAAUUCUUCUCCGACGAAACCCCCGACGACGCCGACGGCUUCUCCCUCCUCCUCGACUCCGCCGAAGAGAUCAUCACCGACCAGAAAGUCGUCGUCAUCAAACCCGACCCGAACCCAUCCCACUCACCGGAACCGCCACAAUCCCCGAUCACCGACUCGCCUCAAACGACACCGUCGCCGCCGCAAUCCCCGGAGACCAAAACCACGCCGCCGCAAUCCCCACCACCGCCACCGCCUUUGACCGAGACCAAAGUGACGCCGCCUCAGCCGCGGUUAACUCCAGCGCAAAUCAGAGAAACCACGCACGCUCUCGUCUCUUCGAUUUUCGCGGCGGUGUCGGCGUUCGAGGCUUCCUACUUCCAAUUACAGAGCGCGCACGUUCCGUUCGUGGAGGAGAACGUGAAGAGCGCCGACAGGGUUCUCGUUUCGCACCUCCAGAGGCUCUCAGAGUUGAAGAAAUUCUACUGCGACCCUCAAUCUUACAGCAAUUUCCCUUUCGGGUCCUCGCUCGAGGCUCAGGUGGAGGAGAAUCAGAGCAAGCUGAGGACUCUUGGAACCAUCUCCAACCGCUUGCAAUCGGAGCUGGAGCACAAGCAUGAUGAGGUGUUUGCUCUGAAGAGAAAGCUCGACGCGAUUCAUAAGGGUAAUUUCAACUUGUCUAGUAAACUUUGUGCUGCUACUACUACUACUACUACUGCUAGUUUGGACCCUCGUUGUGAUGUUUUGUUGACCCUUAGGGUGUUCGUAUCAUUGUUGCAUGAUGCUUCUAGAGCAACUCAUAAGUUCACCAAGAUUUUGAUUGGUUUGAUGAGGAAAGCAGGGUGGGAUUUGGGUUUAGCGGCGAAUGCGGUUUACUCGGGUGUUGAGUAUGCUAAAAAGGGGCACAAUCAGUAUGCACUCUUGUCCUAUGUUUGUUUGGAGAUGUUUCAAGGUUUUGAUUCGCCGCGUUUUGGUGUGAAUUCGAAUAAUGGGGAGUCGGAAGAGGAAAAAGAAGAAGAAGACGGUGGGAAGAGAAACGGUUGUUUGAAGCAAUUGCUGGAGCAUGUGUCUAGUAAUCCCAUGGAAUUGCUGGAAAUUCAUCCGGGCUGUGAGUUUUCGAGGUUUUGCGAGCAGAAGUACGAGAGGCUCAUCCACCCUUCGAUGGAGUCAUCCAUUUUUGUUGAUUUGGAUCAAAAUGAAGCGGUGCUGAACUCGUGGCGGUCGUUGAACAUGUUCUAUGAGGCGUUUGUUGGAAUGGCUAGCUCUGUAUGGACACUGCAUAAACUUUCCCGUGCAUUUGAUCCCGCAGUUGAGAUUUUCCAAGUGGAAAGAGGUGUGGAGUUCUCCAUGAUUUACAUGGAAGAUGUGACAAGAAGGUUAACCUGGCCAAACAAGGGGAGGGCAAAAGUUGGGUUCACUGUUGUUCCAGGUUUCAAAUUUGGCAGGAUAGUUAUUCAAUCACAGGUUUUUAUAAGUAAUUUCAGGUGUACAGACUCUUCGGAAGCUCGUUAGUUUUCCAAUAUAAUGAGAAGUUAUUCUGAAAGAAGCUAUUAAGAGUAGCUUUUGUGGGGAGAGAACUGAUUCUAGAAUGAUUAACUGUGGGUCCAUUGUAGUCUAUUUGCUAGAUUUUAUUUCAAGAUGCCUGGUACUACUGGAUUCCUGAUUGUGAAAGACAAUACCAACGUUGCCAACUUGCCAUGUGUGCCUGAAGAUGUUUGCUCUUCACUCCAUGAUGCUGAAGUGGGAGCAAUGGUGGUGGUUCGAGUUGUUCUAUGUGAAGAUGGAUAGUGUUCUUCAGCUGGUAUUUGAUUUUCUUUUCAGUUAAUUUUUUCCUCCCAGUUUUGCGGUUAUGUUUUUUUGUAGGUCAGCUGCGUAGAGUUAACUGUACAGAACAUUCUUCCUAUUCUGGGAACUCUAACAAAAAAUACAGCAGUAAAUUGUGUAUGUAUAAUGUAUCACUUUUAAGUUAUAUAUAACAAAUAAAAAUCGUUUUCUCAAAA